AUGGCAAAAGGUACGUGACAUUUUGUUACAAUCUUAUCCUUGGACGAUGUGGUUGAAGUUUCGCCGUGGCAGCCACGGGGGGAAACUAAGUAACUAUUAAUGAUUGUUCCGACUGUCAAUCAGUGUGGUACAAAGUAUCCCAACUGUAACAAUUGGUAUGUUGGCCUACAUGAUGGGGAUGACAAACCUACAGCUCGGUUUGGUCACCAUUUUUUGGGGGUUUGUUUAAUAUCAAGGAAGUGCAGUCGUUGACUGAAGAACACGAAAGUGGCAAUGCUGACAUUUUAAAAUUGAGUCUCUUUUCCACUUUCCAUUAGCGCAUAUUUUUGUAACAUUGUUGGUUUUCUAAUACGAUCUUAUCAAUACACGUUUUGCGGAUGUAAUUGUGUGGAUCACGGAGUAAUUGUCGGGUCAUUGUGCUUUGCUGUUGAUCAUGCCGCGUUCAAAACAACUGGAAACUCGGAAAUCUCUGACUUCAGUGCUUUCAAGACCACUGGGAACUCGAAAAACUAGCUCCGACUGGGAAAAAUCGUUUUGAACGGUCAUCCCACUCGGAAUUCCAAGUCGGGAACUCAGACCUCGUUCUAGAGUACCUACUUUCCGACCUAAAGAUCUCUUAGGUCAUGAUUUGACCUCUUAUUUGUCCGAGUUCCCAGUUGUCUUGACAGCACCAUCAGUCUCGUCCUAGUAGAAACAUAUUUGCACGUAGGCUGCGCUCUGUGCCUAGUGGCCGCAUCUCUGUAGACCGCUAGAAGUAUCAUUUAUUCAUUGAAUUAGUGUUCCAUGUUAAACUCAAUGUCCUAAUUUCCUGACUCUCUAAACUUCAAAACUUUAAGUACCUUUUACUCUGUUGAUGUGAUAUUAUAUUUCUGAAGGUAUUGCACAGUGCACUCUAAUAUGACAGUUAUAAAUGUUUCUGGCAAAAUUUCAAUAGUGAAAGGUGACGUCCUGUCUGUCCACAGGAUUUCUGAAAGUUGCAAGUCAUCCCUUGGUCAUCUGCCUUUCUAAGAGUGGCGAUGAUAUUAAAUCUUCCUCUAUAACGAACAAAAAUAGGAGCGCAACAAUUUCAAAGAUUUUACUGAGUUACAGUUCAUUUAAGGAAAUCAGUAAAUUGAAAUGAUUUCAUUAGGCCCUAAUCUAUGGAUUUCACAUGACUGGGAAUAGAGAUAUGCAUCUGUUUGUCACAGAUACCUGAACAAGAAAAAAGGUAGGGGCGUGGAUCAGAAAACCAGUCAGUAUCUGGUAUGACCACCAUUUGCCUCAUGCAGCGCGACACAUCUCCUUCUCAUAGAGUUGAUCAGCUGUUGAUUGUGGCCUGUGGAAUGUUGUCCCACUCUUCAAUGGCUGUGUGAAGUUGCUGGAUAUUGGCGGGAACUGGAACACGCUGUCGUACACAUCAAUCCAGAGCAUCCCAAACAUGCUCAAUGGUGACAUGUCUGGUGAGUAUGCAGGUCAUGGAAGAACUUACAUUUUCAGCUUCCAGAAAUUGUGUACAGAUCCUUGCGACAUGGGGCUGUGCAUUAUCAUGCUGAAACAUGAGGUGAUGACGGCGGAUGAAUGGCACAACAAUGGGCCUCAGGAUCUCGUCACGGUAUCUCUAUCCAUUCAAAUUGCCAUGAAUAAAAUGCAGUUGUGUUCGUUGUCCGUAGCUUAUGCCUGCCCAUACCAUAACCCCACCGCCACCAUGGGGCACUCUGUUCACAACGUUGACAUCAGCAAACCGCUCGCCCACACAACGCCAUACACGUGGUCUGCAGUUGUGAGGCCAUUUGGACAUACUGCCAAAUUCUUUAAAACAAUGUUGGAGGCGGCUUAUGGUAGAGAAAUGAACAAUAAAUUAUCUGGCAACAGCUCUAGUGGACAUUUCUGCAGUCGGCAUGCCAAUUGCAUGCUCCCUCAACUUGAGAUAUCUGUGGCAUUGUGUUGUGACAAAACCGCACAUUUUAAUUGGCCUUUUAUUGUCCUCAGCACAAGGUGUUAUGAUCAUGCCGUUUUAAUCAGCUUCUUGAUAUGUCACACCUGUCAUGUGGAUGGAUUAUCUUGUCAAAGGGGAAAUGCUCAAUAACAGGGAUGUUAACAAAUUUGUGGCCAACAUUUUAGAGAAAAGCUUUUUUAUGUUUAUGGAUUAUAAUUUUUUUUCAGCUCAUGAAACAUGGGACCAACACUUUGUUGCGUUUUAUAUAUGUUUUUCAGUAGGUUGAGGCCUAAAGGCUAUCGUCUUUCUGUAGCCCGUUCAUAGAAGCUAACUUGAUGGAUUGUUCUAGACCAACUGGCGUUACUAUACCCAGGGGAUUGUUCUGGACCAACUGGCGUUACUAUACCCAGGGGAUUGUUCUGGACCAACUGGCGUUACUAUACCCAGGGGAUUGUUCUAGACCAACUGGUGUUACUAUACCCAGGGGAUUGUUCUGGACCAACUGGUGUUACUAUACCCAGGGGAUUGUUCUGGACCAACUGGUGUUACUAUACCCAGGGGAUUGUUCUGGACCAACUGGCGUUACUAUUGUUUUACUGACUAGUCAAGACUGCUGAUAUUAACUGCCAGGGUUUAGAUUUGGCAUUAUAAUAACAUGAUUCUAUUUUGUCCUUUUGCAUUACAAUCAAUCCAUUGUUGAUACUUGAGUUCAUGGGCAAUUUUAUAGAUUUUCCUGUAUGGCAAAGUUGACGUCAAGCCCUUGGCCAUUCUGUGUGGCGUGCUGACAUUGUUAAAACAACUGCCAUAAUUCCCUCACUGAAGUCAUCUGUUACGGUCUUUUCUCCAGCGACCAUAUAAAUGAACACUAAGGCUUUUGUUUUGAUACCGCAGUUAUGAGAUGGAACGUUCCGUCAUGCCUGACGUAGCUGUUGUUUUGGGAAGGUUUGAAUAGUGUAGGGCAGGUUUAUGCAACCCUGGUCCUGGAGUGCCUCGGGCGCUUCACGUUUGGAUUUAUCCGACCUGGAAGACCAGGUGUGUCGAAUUUAGGCAAUCACUGAUCAAUCAGCUCAGUUGGUCAGGUGUGGUGCCUAGUUGGAACAAAAUCCUGCAGUACCUGCGGCACUCCAGGAACAGGGUUGCCUACCCCUGGAGUAGGUUAUAGCAAUUAAGUAAAUUUACCGCUGAUGGAUUCACACCAUUUGAACCUAAACAAACUGCUCAUUUCCAAGUUGUUAUUAAUACGUUCUGUCCCCCAUCCAGACCAGGCUUUUGUGACGCUGGCCACCAAUGACAGCUAUGCCAGGGGAGCCAUGGUGCUGGGCAAGUCCCUGAGGAACCACAAGACAACCAGGAAGCUGGUGGUGAUGAUCGGACCCCACGUCUCUGACCCCUGCAAGUAAGAACCUUUUUCACUUCCCAGUGACAACUGUUAUUACCAACGUCCUAGAGUGAAACCGUGGUCCUCUGUAGCUCAACUGGUAGAGCACGGCGCUUGUAACACCAAGGUAGUGGGUUCGAUCCCCGGGACCACCCAUACACACAAAUGUAUGCACGCAUGACUGUAAGUCGCUUUGGAUAAAAGCGUCUGCUAAAUGGCAUAUUAUUAUUAUUAUAAACUGGUGCCUUUAUGAUGCCCUCGACUGGGUAGUGUAACCUAUGACCUUUUAACAGUGGAGUUGGAAGAACUGAUCCUAGACCUGUUGGCGGUAUUGUUCCGGGGCUUAAUCAAACAUGCCCUUGAUCUCCAACACCCAGAAUUCUGGCCCUGGCCCCACCGUAACCUAGAGGUGUUUAAUGGUAUUCCCUGGCCCCACUGUAACCUAGAGAUGUUUAAUGGUAUUCCCUGGCCCCACCGUAACCUAGAGGUGUUUAAUGGUAUUCCCUGGCCCCACUGUAACCUAGAGAUGUUUAAUGGUAUUCCCUGGCCCCACCGUAACCUAGAGGUGUUUAAUGGUAUUCCCUGGCCCCACCGUAACCUAGAGGUGUUUAAUGGUAUUCCCUGGCCCCACCGUACCCUAGAGGUGUUUAAUGGUAUUCCCUGGCCCCACCGUACCCUAGAGGUGUUUAAUGGUAUUCCCUGGCCCCACCGUAACCUAGAGGUGUUUAAUGGUAUUCCCUGGCCCCACCGUAACCUAGAGGUGUUUAAUGGUAUUCCCUGGCCCCACCGUAACCUAGAGGUGUUUAAUGGUAUUCCCUGGCCCCACCGUAACCUAGAGGUGUUUAAUGGUAUUCCCUGGCCCCACCGUAACCUAGAGGUGUUUAAUGGUAUUCCCUGGCCCCACCAGCAGCUUUUGAACCUGACUCCUCCCUACUAGUCAGAAUGCUGUCCAAUCAGAAAGGUUUCCACUGUACACCAUAUUCAGGGUCCAUUAUGUCUGCUCCUCUCUCUCCUCCUACCAGAGGAGUGCUUCACAAGAUCUUUGACGAGGUGCUGCUGGUGGAUGUGUUGGACAGUGGAGAUGCAGCUCACCUGGCCCUGAUGAAGAGACCGGACCUGGGAGUCACCUUCACCAAGCUACACUGCUGGACUCUUACACACUACUCCAAAUGUGUCUUCAUGGACGCAGACACAAUGGUGAGAGAUAUGUGUAUAUGUAGAACUUUUGUAGGUGUGGAAUCGUAAGGUUGGGCUAAAUGUCCCUCAGUCUACACAAUUUGCACACGUUGAAUUUCCAUCUCAUAGAUGACAACCAUCUUCUGACCCACAUUAUCUUCAAUGGGAAAUGUUUUCCUGUCCUCCUGGUUAUCCAGGUAGCUAAUGUAUAGUUGACCUGUAUGUGUUUGUUGCAGGUGGUACAGAACGUGGAUGAGUUGUUUGACAGAGAGGAGCUGUCUGCGGCCCCGGACCCCGGCUGGCCAGACUGUUUCAACUCUGGCGUGUUCGUGUUCCGGCCCUCCAACGAGACGUACGGCAAGCUGCUC
This is a messenger RNA of Coregonus sp. 'balchen', 4837 nucleotides long. NCBI's taxonomy places the organism in Eukaryota, Metazoa, Chordata, Actinopteri, Salmoniformes, Salmonidae. The record is from the annotation of a GenBank genome assembly.